Messenger RNA from Fonsecaea erecta, 1800 nucleotides. RefSeq lists its product as hypothetical. The transcript has a single exon. The record is from RefSeq and is a predicted model, not a curated record. Lineage: Eukaryota; Fungi; Ascomycota; Eurotiomycetes; Chaetothyriales; Herpotrichiellaceae. Bases 1 to 1800 code for a protein of 599 amino acids. Gene Ontology annotation, molecular function: copper ion binding; oxidoreductase activity.
AUGUUGCUUUUCUUGUCUCUCGUUUCACUUCUUCUUCACCAGGCCUUUGCCGCCUACAUCCCCGAAUUGGUUCCGGUUGGCAAUGGCCUUCUGCCGAGGCAAGCGUCUUCGACGACUGGCAGUCCAGCAACGACAUCCCUGACCCCAGAUGCCCAGUGCACCAACGGACCCUUUACGCGCCAAUGCUGGGGCAAUGGCUUCAGCAUCGCCACCAACUACGAUAGCACCUGGCCCAACACUGGCAAAGUGGUGGAGUACACCCUUGAAGUGCAAAAUACCACCAUGGCGCCGGACGGGUUCUCCAGACCAGUCUACGCCAUCAACGGCCAAUUCCCAGGACCCACAAUCGUGGCCAACUGGGGAGACACGCUGAAGAUCACGGUCAAGAACAGCCUGACCACCAACGGGACGAGCAUGCAUUGGCACGGCCUGCGUCAGUGGAAGACGAACCACAUGGACGGCACCAACGGUGUGACCGAAUGUCCCCUCGCCCCCGGCCAGUCGCGCACGUACACUUUCCUGUGCACGCAGUUUGGUACGACGUGGUACCACAGCCACUUCUCGGACCAAUACACGGACGGCGUCGUGGGCACCAUGAUCAUCAACGGGCCCGCCACGUCCAACUACGAUGUAGAUCUGGGUGCCUAUCCGAUCACCGACUGGUACUACCAAAGCGCAUUCCAGCUGGGGCCCUUGAUCCAGAAUGGCGGGUUCCCGCGUGGACCGCCCCCGGGCAACAACAUCCUCAUCAACGGCACCAACGUCAACGUCAACGGCACGUCGGGGCAGUACAGCCGGACGACGCUGACCAAGGGCAAGAAAUACCGUCUGCGCCUGAUUAACACAUCGACCAACGAUAACUUCAAGGUCGGCCUCGACGGGCACAACUUCACCGUCAUCACGGCAGACUUCGUCCCGGUCCAACCGUUCACGACGCAGUGGCUGUACAUGGGCAUCGGCCAACGCUACGACGUGAUCAUCAACGCCAACCAACCGGUCGACAACUACUGGUUCCACGUAGUGCCCCAGACCGGCUGCAGUAGCAACCUCAACACCAACGCCCUGGCUGUCUUCUCGUACGUGGGCGCCAACUCGACCGGUCUACCCUCCAGUGCCACUCGGUCUAAUGCGCCCGCGGGCGCGGACUGUAGCGACCCGAACAGCCAGCUGAUCCCGUACGUGAAGCUCAACGUGCCCAGUAACUACACGAUCCCGCAGUCGUCGCAUCUAGACGUCGGGUUCGCGAUCGUGCAGAACCAGGCCCAGCAAACGCUAUUCCAGUGGAACCUCAACUUCACGGCCAUCCAGGUGCCGUGGAACGACCCGACCCUACAGUACGUGCUCUCGGACAACAACAGCUACCCGGCCAGCAUGAACCUGAUCGCCCUGCCGGACGCCAAUGCCUGGUCGUACUGGGUCAUCCAGGCGGUGCCGACCAUCGCGCCGCCCAUCCCGCACCCGAUCCACCUACACGGCCACGACUUCUACGUCCUGGGCGCCGGCCAGGGUAUCUUCAACAACUCGCAGACCCUCAACUACCAGAAUCCGCCGCGCCGCGACGUCGCCAUGCUCCCGGCCUCGGGCUAUCUGGUCAUCGCCUUCAUCACCGACAACCCGGGCGCCUGGCUGAUGCACUGCCACAUCGCCUGGCACGUCGGCUUGGGCCUGGGCGCUCAGUUCUUGGAGGAGCCGGACCAGAUCAAGAAUUUGGGCAUCGGGCAGGACUGGCACGACGAGUGUAGCCAGUGGAACACGUACAGCCAAACCGCUCUGUUCCAGGAGGAGGAUUCGGGAUUGUAA